AUGAGGGCUACCGGCCUGACUUUGCUGGUCGCCGUGACUAAGCUCAGCUCCGCGUCCUACGUGUUGAAAGAUGACUAUCAGCCAUCAAACUUCUUUGACGGCUUCGAGUUCUUCGAUGGUGCUGACCCCAGCAAUGCUUAUGUUACCUACGUCGAUCAAAACACGGCAGUGAAGGAUGGGCUAGCUUCUGACAAAAACGAUUUUGUUUAUCUCGGAGUUGAUUAUACCAACAUCGCAACUGGCUCGGGCCGCAAGAGUGUUCGACUCGAGACGAAGAAAACCUACAAACAUGGACUAAUUGUGGCUGAUAUUUCCCACAUGCCAGGAGGGAUCUGCGGAACCUGGCCCGCAUUCUGGACGACAGGGGCUUCUUGGCCAGAUGACGGCGAAUUCGAUAUCAUCGAGGGUGUCAACACCCAAAAACAAAAUGUUGUGGCGUUGCACUCUACGAAGGGGUGUAAAAUAGAAAACAACGGUAAGUUCACAGGCAGUCUCGUCACUACCGACUGUGAUGUAUACUCGCCAAAUCAGCCUUCAAACCAAGGUUGUUUGUUUAAGGAUACCAGCUCGAAGGGUUGGGGACCUGACUUCAAUUCAAUUGGUGGGGGUGUGUAUGCGAUGGAGUGGAAGAGCGACGCCGUCAGCGUCUGGUUUUUCCCACGUUCCCAUAUUCCCGCAAAUAUCAAUGGGGUAAACCCCGACCCCUCGGUUUGGGGUAAACCAGUCGCACAUUUCACGGGUUGCGACUUUGACAAGUUCUUCAAGGAACAGCGAAUUAUUUUCAACACCGCCUUCUGCGGCGACUGGGCCAGAGUCACUUGGCCCGAGUAUAAUACCUGCUCUGCCAAAGCCGACACCUGCGAAGAUUAUGUCAAGAACAACCCCAAAGACUUCCAAGAAGCUUACUGGUCUAUCAAUUAUCUGAGGGUUUUCCAAAACCAGCCAGGUAGAUCAUCUAGCAACCGUGCUUCAGCCUCAAACACACGACAGUCCACAUCGACCAUCGUCUCAACUACCGCUUCAACAACUCAGUCCAACACUUCAGGUACUUCUGGCAGCUAUCCUUCCGAGCCAAGCGCCUCCUAUCCUACGGACGCGAACCCCACUGAGCCAAGUGCCUCAUAUACGACAGACGCUUACCCUACUGGACCAGGCGCCUCCCACCCAACAGACGGCUACCCCACCGAGCCAAAUGACCCUUAUCCCACCGACAGCUCCGCCUCUUCUUCCUACGACGCAACCAACAUCUUAAGUUGCACCCCUCCACCAGCAGAGAGCUGCGUGACGUACACGACCCAAACCACAAUUGCGAUCGUCUACACCCCUUCUGCAGCUCCGAAAGAGGCCAUAAUUCCCAUCGAACCGGCGCCUGCUAAGUAUCCAACAAAUGAGAAUCCCGCGGAUGAUGAGUAUCCCACAGAUGAGUAUUCCGCUGAUGGGUAUCCAACAAAUGAUAAGUAUAGAGCGGUGAAGAGAAAAGAGCACAUAAAUCAGCAUGCAGCACGACAUCACCAUCAGUAG
Molecule: messenger RNA, 1521 nt
Organism: Paracoccidioides lutzii Pb01
Exons: 4
Coding region: 1-1521 (506 amino acids)
Biological process (GO): glucan catabolic process
Molecular function (GO): hydrolase activity, hydrolyzing O-glycosyl compounds
Source: RefSeq, a predicted model, not a curated record